GAAAGUGUAGUUUUAGAUUCAGGAUCAGCAGGUUAGAUUUAGUGAUCAUCAAGAUCAAGUUCAAGGUUUAAAUCUUCGGAAACUUAAUAAUAAGUUCCUGUCUAGAUAAUUAGUUAAAAUUAAAAUAAUAGCAUUAGCUCUCCCACGUAUUCAUAAUACGAGCAUUUCUGUAAAGUCAAUAUUUUUCAGUCGGUAUUGAUGUAAAUAAAUUUAUUCAUUAUUCUUGUAAAAAAGUGAGUUUCUACUACAAAUUUCUUGCACAACGUCACAAAGAAAAGGGGCAUCCGCGAAAGUGGAUGUGAAUCAGGACACGCAAUCCCAUAAUCGAAUAGGGAGCGUUACAGUAUGUACAGGGUAACUUCCUGUUUUAAACAAAUGAAAGAGUGAGACAAUUCGCCCAGUCCUUGAUAACGUAUGGUAAAUGAUUUUACGGACAGAUUUUACUAAAAUCUAUCCAUUUUGUAAAAUUAUUUUAGAAACUUUUACAAAAUAAGAAGGUCCCUGAUCUGCCCGAGCUUGCAAAAUGUAAGACCAUGCAGAUUUAUAAACCGUUCCAGUGUAUUAGUACAUGUAUGUAUGUACAUACAUAUAUUUAAAAUAAGUGAGUGUCACAUGGACAAUGCCCAAAUUUCAAUAUAGGUACAUACACCCAUAACUGACGAAUUUUCCUUACAUAUGUACUUAACAGUUGGUAAAUAUUAUUCAUAAAGGGAACAUAUCAUUAUAACUGGUCGUUAAGAUCAGUGCGAACAAGUGGCGCCGGUUAGACGCUCUAGCGAAAUAUGAUAUUUCAUCCACUUCUGAACGAUGGGUAAAUUCAUUAGUCAUCAUUUCAUCAUUUCAUUCUGAUAAGUCAGAAUAGUAUACAUAAAUCCGAAUGCAAAGUACGAAACAAUUGUGGAUAGAUUUGCGCCCAGUAUUUUUCUAUGUGUGCAUAAUUUUGUAUGUACAGGAAGGGAAAUUUGCAUACCUAAAAUAAUGGGAUCUCGUGGGAUUAUUUUUUAGGAAAAGGUGAAAAGAAGGAUUAAUAUUGAAGACAAACGUUUAAUUUGAAUACGUACUAACGUCAAGUCCAUUCCUUUCAUUCCCGAGUCAUUGUUUAAUGGUAGAAUUUAUAGCUCCCUGGAAAACGAAAUGUACAUGCCUACAUCCAUAAAUAUUAUAAACAAUUAUGGCGUUUGAUGAGGGUGAGAAAUAAUAAUGUGGCAGUCUAGCCAACUGUCGCCUAGAUUAAAAUUAACGCUUAUGAUGAAGCACAGACAUUAUGACGAUGGCGCAAUCUCCAUUUACUGGAUUCAAAGAAUGCGUAAACUGAGUCACGGAUAAGUUAAACCGAUCAAAUUUGCUUUCCUAAGGUGCAUACAGCUAGGCGUCUAGAUUAGCUUAGUCGAGAUUCGGCAUUCAAUACCCUCACACAACUCUUGGAUCUGCUUCUCUCCGGAUUUAAUUCAGACCACAAAGACAUCAACUCUACAAUUAGCGACCCUAAAUCAAGAUCUAAGAUAUUUAACAUUGCUACACUAUGGCCGUGAAAAUAUCGAAGAUCGAUAAUCAGAUUGCAAACUACAUGUACAUGACGACAAAGGGAACUCUUGCAGACAUUACAAUUACUGGGAUCGUCCUCACUUUAAUUGUGCAUCCCGCGGUCACUUUCUGGCAAUGGGAUGCUAAAUUGGAUGCUAAACUUGACGAAUUUGUAUACGCUUGGACUACGACCGUCUGGAACCAUAUUUCUGAAAACCCUUGGCCUGGCUUUGCUGUAGCUUGUUACUUUUCGUGCUACGAUGCAGUUUGGUAUAUGAAACGGCGAUUGGGGGGAAGGUUUAAUGAUGGAUUCAUUGUGAAGCUUGCCGGUGGGUAUUUCACCUGUAUUUGGGCCGUCUUGUGGAUUGUCAUCUUAUUUGGAAGCAUCCCAAAUUCAGGAUGCGCCAUUCCACUCCCGGACAAUAUUUCCUGCCUCGUGAUCAUAAUGGCUUUGUACUUCAGAACAAUUACCUUUGCCUCAUGCAGGUACUUUGAAUUCACUGCUGCCUAUGGCUCGGCCGAGGGACAAAUUGUAUCACCAGGUAAGAAAAACGAAGAGCGUGGGAAAACUGAGAAAAAUGAGAAACUUUUGAUGGAGGUAUCUGCAGCCGUUUAAGCUGCUUAAUCGCAUAUUAUGAUAAUUGCACCUUACCUAUCUUAUUGCUAUUGGUAACCAACAAAACAAUUCCAACCCAAAAACCAGAAAAUAAAACUACAUUUAAAAAACAGCAUUCUUCGGUGAGGGUGCGACUAAAAACUUUUAAACAAGAGCAUUGAACAAAUUUUAAAAUUUAAUAUUACCAACUUUUGCCUCACCGUGGGCAUUUAUUUAAAUGCAGAAUCAUUUUGGACCCACGGUGAGGCAAAAGUUGGUCAAUAUUAAAUUUUAAAAUUUGUUCAAUGCUCUUGUUUAAAAGUUUUUAGUCGCACCCUCACCGAAGAAUGCUGUUUUUUAAAUGUAGUUUUAUAUUACUUUAUUAUCACAAGUUUAAUUCUUGAAUAACAUGAUUAAUCUAUAUUAUUUUUUAAUCUUUUCAAUUAAUUAAAUUAUGGGAAAUGUUAACAAGUGUCGUAAUUAUAACAUCUUUUAAUUGAAAGAAAAAUGUAAGUGCUUUAAUUUCUUAAUACGUUUAAAUAAUGAAACUAUUUGCAUGCAUGCAUAGAUUAAAAAAUUCUGAUAAUAUUUGGUAUUAGUCUCAAAAUUUAAGUUAUGGGUUUUACUAAUUAAAAAUAUGUAGCUACAAGUUAGUCAAGAAAUAAAAACUGAAUCAAAUCAUG
This is a messenger RNA of Folsomia candida, 2802 nucleotides long. RefSeq lists its product as uncharacterized. The record is from RefSeq and is a predicted model, not a curated record. The transcript has 4 exons. NCBI's taxonomy places the organism in Eukaryota, Metazoa, Arthropoda, Collembola, Entomobryomorpha, Isotomidae. Bases 1523 to 2140 code for a protein of 205 amino acids.